AUGGCAUCAGGUGAUCAUGAAAAAAAUAAACAUCAUACAGAAUCAGAUUCUGAUGAUGACCGUGUUACAGGACUUGGCUAUAAGGCACCACAAAAAAUGGAUAUUGGUUCAAUUGUUGCUAAAGAUGAAGAUGAUGAAUCAUUAGCACGUUAUAAAAAACUUCUAUUAGGAAAUACAAGUGAUGGUAAACAAGUACAAAAAAUAAUAAUUGAACCUGAUGAUUCCCGUACUGUUAUACCAAUACGUAUAACACUUUUAUUUGAAAAUCAUAAACCAGAUGUAAUAUUUGAUUUAAAAGGUUCUAUAGAACAUAUACGAGAUUUACAUUCAAAACGUACAAUAACAGUUAAAGAAGGUGAACAGUAUCGAACACAAUUAGAAUAUUAUGUACAACGAGAUAUUGUUACUGGAUUAAAAUUAAUAAAUAAAGUAUUAAAAGCACGAACAAUAACAGUUGAUAAAUCGAAAUAUAUGAUUGGUUCACGAGCACCAAGUUCAGACAUUCAAACAUAUGUUAGCGAGAUUGAACAAGCACCAAGUGGCAUGUUAUCACGUGGUUCAUUCCUAGUUAAAUCGAAAUUACUUGAUGAUGAUAAAAAUGUUUAUGCUGAAUGGGAAUGGAAUCUUGUUAUUGCAAAAGAUUGGCAAUAG
Rotaria sordida is the source of this 651-nucleotide messenger RNA. The record is from the annotation of a GenBank genome assembly. NCBI's taxonomy places the organism in Eukaryota, Metazoa, Rotifera, Eurotatoria, Philodinida, Philodinidae.